This is a messenger RNA of Cladocopium goreaui, 943 nucleotides long. Lineage: Eukaryota; Dinophyceae; Suessiales; Symbiodiniaceae. The record is from the annotation of a GenBank genome assembly.
UGAAUAGCAUGAGUGCCGUGACCAUUGCUGUCGGAGGUCGCUGGCGCGAAAUCGAAGAUGAAAAUUCCGAUUUGCGGUCCAAAUUGGCCGCGUCAGAAGCGCUAGUUUCAAUGCAACGAUCUGAACUGGAGGAUGCUUUCGAAAAGUUGAGAUGUACAGCAUCAGACAUGGAUAUUUUGCAGAGAGAGAACGCCUCCAAGACCGAAGAAGUGAAUGCAUUGAAAAAUUCCCUUCGCGCUUCAACGGCGGAAAUUGAAGAAAUGACCGCCUCUGCAGAAGUUUCAGCUUCAAUGAUUCGCGACAUGAACUCCGAACAAGAUGCGUCUUCAGAAAACAUUGAGAGUUUGCGCCUCCAACUUGAGGAACGGCUCCAUAAACUGGGUCAAUUCAAAUCACAGCUCGCCUCAAAAGAACAGGCUUUGCAGUUCGAAUCGACCUUGAAACAGAAAGCCGAAGCAAAACAUCAGCUGUGCCAUGCCGAGCUUUGCACUUUGGAAUCCAGAUACGCCAAACAAGGGAGCCACGUGCAGUUGUUGAUGCGAGACAAGGAGCGAUUGUGGAGCCAGCUGGCUCGCUGUCGUGGUUCGGAAAGUAAGGAGCAGUCCAAGCAAGACGGACCAGUCGAAGCGGUGAAGAAAGUGGUGGACCCUCAGAGAAAUCAGGCCAACCGCUUGAGGAAAUCCUCAACCUCGCGCAAAACCUAUGAUCAAACCAACACAUUACCCUCAGUGAUCGAAUUGGAACGAAAAUUGUGGCACACACAGAAGGCGUUGGAGCGUGAGCGGGCUGCGCAUGAGGCGACCAAAGCGGCCGUUGCGUCCGUUGCGUCCGUUGCGUCCGGUGAGGCUCUUGGGGAAUGCCAGUGACUGGGUGGUUUCGAGGCCGUUGCUAUUCGGUUGGGACCGUUAGGAGGGAGCAGGUUGGAGUGUUUGGGUUGUGCGGC